UCAGCUCUUCUCUGCAGUAGAACCUUAGCUGUUCCUUGGUCCAGCGCUGCAGUCUUCCUGCGCCGGCUUCUUUAGUGCGGGCUCUCAGCGUCUUCUGGGACACAUGACAGGUCAGCAGUCUCUUAGUCAUCCCCUGUACUGUCUGCAGUCUCUUAGUCAUCCCCUGUACUGUCUGCAGUCUCUGAUCAUCCCCUGCACAGUCUCUGGUCAUUUCUUGCACCAUGUCCUCAGGCUCUGGUCAUCCCCUGCACUGUCUGCAGUCUCUGGUCAUCCCCUGCACAGUCUCUGGUCAUUUCUUGCACCAUGUCCUCAGGCUCUGGUCAUCCCCUGCACUGUCUGCAGUCUCUGGUCAUCCCCUGCACAGUCUCUGGUCAUUUCUUGCACCAUGUCCUCAGGCUCUGGUCAUCCCCUGCACUGUCUGCAGUCUCUGGUCAUCCCCUGCACAGUCUCUGGCUCUGGUCAUCCCCUGCACUGUCUGCAGUCUCUGGUCAUCUCC
Staurois parvus is the source of this 496-nucleotide messenger RNA. The record is from the annotation of a GenBank genome assembly. NCBI's taxonomy places the organism in Eukaryota, Metazoa, Chordata, Amphibia, Anura, Ranidae.